Miscanthus lutarioriparius is the source of this 1026-nucleotide messenger RNA. The record is from the annotation of a GenBank genome assembly. NCBI's taxonomy places the organism in Eukaryota, Viridiplantae, Streptophyta, Magnoliopsida, Poales, Poaceae.
AUGGCAUCUCCAGAGCCUCGGACGGUCUUCCUCGUCUUCAUCGUCAUUCUCGCCAUUGUCGUUAUAAUCCUGCUUGGUAUCUGCUGGAAGUUCCUCAAACCAGACAUCAUGAGGAAGCUGAUGCGGCCAAGAAGCCCUGGUUCAGAUGUUCCUGAGUACUUCAGCAGCAACAUGAGCGGAAACCUCCGGACGAUCACCUACUUCGAUUAUGCUACGCUGAAGAAGGCCACCAGGGACUUCAACCAAAAAAACCAACUUGGCAGAGGAGGCUUUGGGCCUGUUUAUCUGGGGAAACUCGACGACGGUAGGAAAGUUGCAGUGAAGCAGCUCAGCGUCGGCAAGUCUGGGCAGGGCGAGUCAGAGUUCUUCGUCGAAGUGAACAUGAUCACAAGCAUCCAGCACAAGAACCUCGUGCGCCUCGUGGGGUGCUGCUCCGAGGGGUCCCAGCGGCUGCUGGUGUACGAGUUCAUGAAGAACAAAAGCUUGGACAAGAUACUGUUUGUAAUGUAUGAUCUACUUUCAUUCAGGGGUUACACUGCGCCUGAAUACGCCAUCAGAGGGGAGCUCACGGUGAAAGCCGACACCUACAGCUUCGGCGUGCUCGUGCUCGAGAUCGUCAGCAGCAGGAAGAACACGGACCUGUCUCUUCCAAACGAGAUGCAGUACCUCCCAGAACACGCAUGGCGGCUCUACGAGCAGUCCAAGAUCCUGGAGUUCGUGGACCCGAAGGUGCAGGCCGACGGGCUCGACGAGAAGGAGGUCCAGCAGGUGUGCCAGAUCGCGCUGCUGUGCGUGCAGCCGUACCCGAACCUCCGGCCGGCCAUGUCGGACGUCGUGCUGAUGCUGACGAUGAAGGGCGACCAGUCCGUCCCGGCGCCCAUGAAGCCGGCGUUCCUCGACAGGAAGAGCCUCAAGGACAAGAACGUCACGUCGGACACGGCGAUGGAGAUGAGGUCGGCGUCCUACUGGAUGAACACGCCGUCGCCCAUGGUGGACAAGCCGUACGACAUGAGCUGUGGCAUCUAG